ACCGAUUUAAUAUUGGCAGAUGCGCAUUGGCGGUAUAAGAGGCCGUGCGUGGGGCUUGGCGCUAACGUGAGGUUGGAGAAGGUGCGGACGGAAGAGCUUCUUUUGUGUUUGCAGUGUUAAGCCGUAAUGUCAAAGAAAAAGCUAGAUUUUGAGGCAGACAAAAUGCAAUUGUCAACCGUUGUGACACCUAAGCCACAGGGUAGUCAGAAAUUGCCUGGAAGCAAACCUUCAAGUACUCAAGAGAGGGCGUCUGUUUCUCAGGUUAAAAUGGGAAAGAAGCAAAAUGGAAAAAGCAAAAAGACAGAGGAGGAGAAUGAGCCUGAAGAAUUUGUUGUAGAAAAGGUCAUUGAUCGCCGGGUUGUAAAUGGCAAGGUUGAAUACUACCUGAAGUGGAAGGGCUUUGGAGAUACGGACAACACAUGGGAGCCAGAGGAAAACUUGGACUGCCCAGAAUUAAUUGAAGGUUUCCUUGCAAAUCAAAAGGCUACUGUUGAGAAAACAGUUGAAAAAACUGAUUCCAACAAGAGGAAGUUGGAAAGUGAAUCGGAAGAAAGCAAAGCCAAGAAGAAAAAAGAAACUCCUGACAAGCCACGAGGUUUUGCUCGGAGUCUUGAACCAGAGCGAAUUAUUGGUGCCACAGACAGUAGUGGAGAGCUAAUGUUCCUAAUGAAAUGGAAAGAGUCGGAUGAAGCAGACCUAGUGCCAGCAAAAGAAGCAAAUGUGAAGUGUCCUCAGGUUGUAAUUGCAUUCUAUGAAGAGCGACUUACCUGGCAUUCGUGCCCAGAAGAUGAACAGCAGUGAUCCCUUUGCAAAAUAACAUACCAAGUUUUAUUCUAAUGCAAGGUAGCUCUGAACUUGCAGCUGUUGCGGUUUUUUUUUUAUUACUUUUAGAAAGUGUCGUAGGGAAGUGUACAUUUUUAAUGGCUUUUUUUUUUUUUUUUUUUUUUUUUUUUUUUAAGCACUGUGUUAACCAGUAGACACUUCUGACGUAAAAUAGAGGGAGUCUUUAUGAUUACCAUUAGGUGGCUAAAAAUGAAGCCCACAUUACAAAAUCUAUUGGAUGUUCUUUCUUGCAACUCCCUGAACCUUGGCAAAUUUGUGAUAUUACAGUUGUGAAAAAGGAAGAGAUUUAAUUCCCAUUUCUGGGUUCAUCCUCCUUAUCUAUUUGGAGCACACCUAGCUUCCCAUAUUGUUGCACAGAAAGCUGACAUCUGUAUAGUAAUGCAUUUCGACUUGCCCAAGUUAGGUUUUCUGUUUGAGCUGGAUGUUAGGUUUCUGCAGUACGAACAGCUGAUACUGUGUAUUUUUCACUUUUGUAAAUAUGUUUGAACUGUUCAAUAAAGUUUAUAUGCUUCUCUAA
Molecule: messenger RNA, 1360 nt
Organism: Acipenser ruthenus (sterlet)
Lineage: Eukaryota; Metazoa; Chordata; Actinopteri; Acipenseriformes; Acipenseridae
Product: chromobox protein homolog 3-like
Exons: 6
Coding region: 127-801 (224 amino acids)
Biological process (GO): negative regulation of transcription by RNA polymerase II; chromatin organization
Cellular component (GO): nucleus; pericentric heterochromatin
Molecular function (GO): chromatin binding
Source: RefSeq, a predicted model, not a curated record